Rhagoletis zephyria (snowberry fruit fly) is the source of this 234-nucleotide messenger RNA. NCBI's taxonomy places the organism in Eukaryota, Metazoa, Arthropoda, Insecta, Diptera, Tephritidae. The record is from RefSeq and is a predicted model, not a curated record.
AUGAGCAAGGCACACCCACCGGAGCUGAAGAAGUACAUGGACAAGCGACUGUCACUGAAACUGAAUGGCAGCCGGCAAAUAAACGGCAUUCUGCGAGGCUUUGAUCCCUUCAUGAACCUGGUCAUCGACGAAGCGGUGGAGAUUAACAAGCGCAACCAACAGGUGCCCAUCGGCAUGGUGGUCGUCCGUGGAAACGCCGUCGUCCUCCUCGAAUCACUUGACCGAAUUGCCUAG